Messenger RNA from Danio aesculapii, 2051 nucleotides. RefSeq names its product adaptor protein, phosphotyrosine interaction, PH domain and leucine zipper containing 2 (gene appl2). Gene Ontology annotation, molecular function: protein binding. Gene Ontology annotation, biological process: signaling. The transcript has 21 exons. The coding region runs from base 38 to 2026 and encodes 662 amino acids. Gene Ontology annotation, cellular component: endosome membrane; cytoplasm. The record is from RefSeq and is a predicted model, not a curated record. NCBI's taxonomy places the organism in Eukaryota, Metazoa, Chordata, Actinopteri, Cypriniformes, Danionidae.
CUUGUAUAUUCCAUUCCCACCGUCCCCAACGCGAAAGAUGCCGGCGGUUCAUCACAAAUUAUUACUCGAGGAGGCCCUGCAGGACAGUCCGCAGACAAGGUCCUUGCUCAGUGUGUUCGAGGAGGAUGCAGGAACUCUCACAAACUACACAAACCAGCUGCUCCAGUCUAUGCAGAGAGUGUUUGGAGCACAGAAUGAAAUGGCUCUGGCGACCGAACAGCUUUCGAAGCAGCUGUUGGAGUACGAGAAACAGAACUUUGCUUUGGCCAAAGGAGAUGAAGAGGUGAUCAGCACUUUACAGCAGUUCGCCAAGAGCGUGGAAGAGCUGAACGCUCUGCACUCUGAACUGUCCACACAGAUCGCAGACAAGAUGGUGUUUCCUAUGGUGCAGUUCAGAGAGAAGGACCUCACUGAGAUCAGCACACUAAAGGAGAUUUUCUGCAUCGCCACUGAUGAGCAUGAAGCCGCCAUGGUGAAAUACAGCCGUUUGCCUAAAAAGAGAGAAAACGAGAAGGUGAAAGCGGAGGUGGUGCGAGAGGUGGCGUAUUCACGCAGGAAGCAACACCAAGCGGCUAUGCAGUAUUAUUGUGCUCUGAAUGCGCUGCAGUACAGGAAGAGAGUGGCUAUGCUGGAGCCCAUGCUGGGAUACACACACGCUCAGAUCAAUUUCUUCAAGAAGGGAAUGGAGCUGGUGUCCAAGAAGCUGGACGGUUUUCUCAACUCUGUGUCCAACAUGAAUGAGAGCAUUGAGUCUCAGUUGGAUAUUGAUGCAGAGGUGAUGCGCUCGUCUCAGAGAGAGCUGCUAUCUGUGGAUGACUCUGUCUACAUGCCGGACCACGAUCAAGCUGCCGUCAGUCGCGCCCUUAUCCAGAAAGCCGGUUACCUCAACAUAAGGAAUAAGACAGGUCUGGUGACGACGGCGUGGGACCGGCUCUUCUUCUUCACUCAGGGUGGGAAUCUGAUGUGUCAGCCGCGAGGGGCAGUGGCCGGCGGGAUGGUUCUGGAUCUGGACAACAGCUCCGUCAUGGCCGUGGAUUGCGAGGAUCGACGAUACUGCUUCCAGAUCACAUCACCCAACGGCAAAACAUCUCUGAUACUUCAAGCCGAAAGUAAGAAGGAAUAUGAAGAGUGGAUUUGCACCCUGAACAACAUUUCCAGACAGAUUUACCUGACCGACAAUCCUGAGGCGGUGGCAAUCAAGCUCCAUCAGACGGCUCUGCAGGCCGUGACUCCCAUCACCAGCUUCGAGAAGAGAGCUGAAGGAUCUCCAAACCCUGAUAGAGCGAAGCCGGGUGGGCUACCCGUGACCAAUCAAGAGGCUGAGAAAACCUCCGUCAGCCUGGAGCCUGAAGAUCUGAUCGUUCCAGGAACACCCAUACAGUUCGACAUCAUGCUGCCCGCGUCUGAGUUCCUGGACCAGAACCGAGCCGGAGCCAGACGCACAAACCCGUUUGGUGAGACGGAGGAAGAUGAUGACGAAUCAGACACACACGACUCUCUCCUGCAGCAGGUGUUUGCGGUGCGUUUUCUGGGCUCGAUGGCGGUACGUUCAGGACACACACAGGAAGUCAUCUACGAGGCCAUGCGGCAGGUUUUAGCAGCUCGAGCCAUUCACAACAUCUUCAAGACCACCGAGUCCCAUCUGAUGAUCAGCAGCUCCUGCAUUAGACUCAUCGACCCGCAGACACAAGUCACCAAAAUCAGCUUCCAGCUGCAGGAUGUGAGUGAGUUCGCAGCUCAUCAGGAGAACGAGCGUCUGAUGGGGUUUGUGGUGAGGAGCUCAGCUGAAGACGACGAGCCCUCCUUCAGUGUGUUUGUGUUCGAGAGCAACACUGAAGGAGAGAAGAUCUGCUACACCAUCAACCUGGCCAAGGAGAUCGCAGACGCCCGGAAGGAUCCUGAAGCUCUGGCUCAGCUGAUGAAGUCCAUGCCGCUCACAAACGACGGAAAGUUCCUGUUGCUGGACAACGAGACCGGAGACACCGCAGAAACAGCCGGACAAGAAGAGCAGGAGUCAGAGGCUUGAUAUACACACACACACACACACACAC